AUGGCCACGCCCCCCACUCCGACCAUCCAAAAAUCGCCACUUUUCGAUGCGAUCGACAAGAAUGAAACGGAAAAAGCACUGGAUCUAUUGAAGACGAGAGAGCAGGCGGCGGAGAGAGACGCCACUGGAAUGAGUGUACUCGGAUCGGCUGCUUAUAGAGGAAACGUGGCGAUUUGCGAGCGAGCGAUCGAAUUGGGAUGUGAUGUAAAUGAUAAGACAGAGGACACUCUCUACACACCUUUGAUGUUUGCUGGAUUAUCAGGAAAUCAAGAAGUGUGCCGGUUGUUGAUGGACUCUGGGGCCCGUAUGUACUGUGUGAAUGGAAUCGGAAAAACGGCAUCCGAGUUGUCUGCAUUCGUUGGACACCACGAAUGUGUUGCCAUUAUCAACAAUCAUAUAUCGAUUGAUUUGAUUGAAGAGUUCCUUCGACCGAAAGUGAAUGGAGAAUACGUUGGAGACGAGGUGUAUCCAGAUGAACUUCUUGAAUUCAUUCAUUCUCUUUGUGGAUCUCAUGAAGUUCAUCCUGUGAAAAUCAUCUUUCGAUUCAGUAAAUAUCCAGAUUCCAUCAAGUAUAAGAAGAAGAUUCUGUACGUAAUCGAUCGUGUAUUCGAACGACAACUCCGUUGCAAAGAGAGCAAUGAGAUAAUGUCACUGAAACUGUGGUUGAUACUCUUCUUCAUGCGAGAAACUUCAAAAUUUGUCGAAUCGAAUUCAGAUGAUGAGAAGUCUCCAGAAGAGUCGUCACUACAGUAUGCCAGAAUCAUUUCCACGUGGCAAGAAGGCGAUGAAAUCCGAAAAGCGUUGGAUGUUUUAUUGAGAAAUGCCGUCGCUUCGUUCCCGUAUAAACACUCGUUAUUACAUGAAACACUCGAAAAGGCGUUGAGAAAAACGCCGUGCGGACAGAGACCCACUGCCUACGAGUAUAUUGUUCAGUCACUUUUUGGACAACGCAUUGCGGCUGUAUGCCAGUUUUGUUCUGUUUGUGGACAUCCGGGUGCCAAGAAGAGGUGUCCCAAGUGUAAACUCGCCUACUGCUCGCAAGAAUGUCAGAAAUUCGACUGGCCAAUUCACAAAAAAGUGUGUUCAUCGCUGAAAGGAAAACAGGAAACGCCGGCGGAGGACCACAUGUCAAUGGAGGAAUUACAGGAGUCAAUCUCUCAAAUUGAUGCUUAA
Molecule: messenger RNA, 1173 nt
Organism: Caenorhabditis remanei
Lineage: Eukaryota; Metazoa; Nematoda; Chromadorea; Rhabditida; Rhabditidae
Exons: 5
Coding region: 1-1173 (390 amino acids)
Molecular function (GO): protein binding
Source: RefSeq, a predicted model, not a curated record